AUGACACGCAGCGUACUGGACUACCUUGAUCCCGUAACAGAAUCAUUGACUUCUGCACCAUUUAUCAAAUCUUCGCAACGACCCAAAAGAUCGUGUGCCACAGAGUAUACACAAAUCGAUGAAGAAAGCACGAAAGUGAGUUUAAAGGAAAUUAGUUAG
Molecule: messenger RNA, 159 nt
Organism: Thelazia callipaeda (thelaziosis nematode)
Lineage: Eukaryota; Metazoa; Nematoda; Chromadorea; Rhabditida; Thelaziidae
Source: the annotation of a GenBank genome assembly